GCAGACGUCAAAGCGCAUUCAUCAUAUCCCAGCAUGCAGCAGGAGGCCGUCGAGAGAUCCAGCAGCUGGUAGUGAGUUGCUAGAGCGCCCAGCAGGCAGCAACCAACGGUCAACACAGCACACACAUUUCCCACUCGAUGAGAGUAAAACUGAGCCGUCUACCUUACAGGCGACAGAAAAACAUGCUGUUCGGACGCCUGUCGUGUUACCGCAGCGGCUUUUGAGUCAUCAUUGUCACCCGGUUUUCAUUUUGGAGGAUUCCUCCCUCCAUCCUCCGGAUCGCACCGAACAGGCAAUGACAACGGUCUCAGCAACCCCGCAGCAUUUGAGGGACCGGCUGCUGCAGGCCAUCGACACCAACAGCAAUAUAAGCAAUAUGGUGGCUGUAUUGGAGGUAAUUUCCUGUCUUGAAAAAUAUCCUAUCACCAAAGAAGCACUUGAGGAAACUCGACUAGGAAAAUUGAUCAAUGAUGUGAGGAAGAAGACCAAGAAUGAAGACCUUGCGAAGCGUGCUAAAAAACUCUUAAGGGCCUGGCAAAAGCUGAUCGAACCUGGGCCAGCUGUGGCUGCCAGUGCCCCUGGGUCUACCAAUGGCAGUUCUCAUCCCUGCAGAACGGAUGCCUCCCCUCUUGACAUUUCAGUGUCAGGGAAGGGUGUCCCUGAAGUCAAAAUCCGAAAUGAUGUUCACAACACAUACUCGCCAAAAGCUGAGAAAUCAAGCAGCCGCAAACGCCGAGCAGAGCACAGAGACAGUGGGGUGCACUUGCCAGAAAAAAUCUCCAAGAUGUCUUCGUUUGAUAACUCUGUUUCCCCACCACUCACCAAUGGGAUUACAGGCAGUCCUGAUGCCCUGCCUGACCAGCAAGUCGUCCCGUCUCCUGACAGAUCCCGGAUAGAGCACCUUGAUAAUGAUAAAAUCAACAGAAUUCCGGUUAAUGCUGUCAAGCCUCGCCCCAGCUCCCCUGGAGUUGCCAAACUACCUAGCACUUCCUCUAUGAUCAAGGUUGCUGUGAUGCAGCAACAGGCCAGAUUGGAUGAAGGAGGUGGAGGAGCAGGGUUUUAUCAAGCCAAAAGUCCUCGUGGCCUCACCACCAGUCCAAGGAGCCUGAAGCAAGACACAGUGACCAAGCGCUCUUCAGCAUAUGCACCUAAAGGAACACCUAUCCCAAGCCCUUCCUCUAGGGACUCUACCUUUUCUUUGGCCCAGCCUGUAUCCUCCCCAGCUCAAGCAUCUUACGCUGACAAGCUGCCACAUUCUUCUCAUAGGUCUUCAAUGCACUGGGUCAGUUCGUCAGAAGUCCCCUCUCGCCGCAUUCUGGGGCAUCGCACAAGAAUCUAUCAUUCACUUCAUCUGUUGUGCCUUUGUCGGGAGAUGACACGCAAGGAGCAUACGACAACUGCAGUAGGUAGUAAAAGAGACAGGUCAAGAGACUACUCUGUCAACCUAGAUGGCCAGAAAAUAGAGGACACGACUAAACCUGUACGGUUAAAAGAACGCAGAUUAACAUUUGACCCUGUCACAGGUCAGAUUAAACACCUGGUACAUAAAGAACCUUCUCAAACAGAGGAAGCCCCCACUCCUGACCCUGCUGAGUCUAGGCAGAGAACUGAAAGCACUGUACAACAGCCCGCUGUCCCUACCCCAGUCCCAGUCCUGGCCCCAACCCCGGCCCCAGCCCCAGUCCCCGGCCCCAGCCCUAACCCUUUCUAUCAAACAAACUGGAAGGAGCUGUCCAGAAAUGAAAUCAUCCAGUCCUACUUGAACCUUCAGAGUAAUGUGCUCACCUCCUCUGGUGUCCAGGCCCCUAGUGCACACUUCUUCAUGUCAGAGUAUCUGAAAAGAGAAGAACAGGAGAUCAAGGACUCACGGAAGAGACACGUUCUGCAGAAGGAUAGCUCAGUAGGGGAUUUACCGGGCUUGAGCCGGGAGGUGACAGACGGGGACCUGAACAGGGUACACACACAGCACUGGCCAGGGGUCAACGGUUGUUAUGACACAGAGGGCACCUGGUAUGAUUGGACAGAGUGCAUAUCAUUGGACCCUCAUGGGGAUGAAAGCAAAUUGAACAUCCUGCCAUAUAUUUGCCUAGACUGAGGGGUUUGGGAAGGUUGCUGUCCUUUUCCACUCCUUUCUUCGUCUCCCCACAGAGACGAGAUACUUUUGUGAUUUUGUUUGUCCACUGUGAGUUCGGCAAAAGCCAGGCCUGCUAAACUCCCUCCCCCCCCCCC
Perca fluviatilis (European perch) is the source of this 2229-nucleotide messenger RNA. RefSeq names its product cofactor required for Sp1 transcriptional activation, subunit 7 (gene crsp7). The record is from RefSeq and is a predicted model, not a curated record. Gene Ontology annotation, cellular component: nucleus; mediator complex; core mediator complex. The transcript has 3 exons. Gene Ontology annotation, molecular function: transcription coregulator activity. Gene Ontology annotation, biological process: regulation of transcription by RNA polymerase II; positive regulation of gene expression. Lineage: Eukaryota; Metazoa; Chordata; Actinopteri; Perciformes; Percidae. Bases 296 to 2095 code for a protein of 599 amino acids.